Messenger RNA from Fusarium oxysporum Fo47, 2575 nucleotides. Its product is annotated as FAD binding domain-containing protein. The record is from RefSeq and is a predicted model, not a curated record. Gene Ontology annotation, molecular function: flavin adenine dinucleotide binding; electron transfer activity; succinate dehydrogenase (quinone) activity. Gene Ontology annotation, biological process: mitochondrial electron transport, succinate to ubiquinone; tricarboxylic acid cycle. The coding region runs from base 182 to 2575 and encodes 797 amino acids. Lineage: Eukaryota; Fungi; Ascomycota; Sordariomycetes; Hypocreales; Nectriaceae. The transcript is spliced from 9 exons.
AAAAAAACAUCAAGGGGAAUUGUCGAUUGGUUGGACAGUCAAUUCAAUCCAUUCUCUCUCUCCUCCAAAACCACAUCUAACAAAAGUCCUGCUCCUCCGCCACCCGAGGAUAUCGUCAAAUACCACCCUUUCGAUUCUCCCCGCGGAUGCAGUUUGGUCUUGGUCAUAGUGACUUUAGUUGAUGAUGGCUUCUUCUAUGGCAAUGAGGAGAUUGGCCGUCGGCCCUGCUUUCACGCGGGCUGCUAGGUUCCCUUCUCGAGCUUUCUCCACCACUCGACCUGUUGCCCGAGUUAUCACUGGCAAUGGUCCUCUGCGAGCUAAGGAGGCCUCUCCUUUCGUGAGCAACAAAUACGCCGUCAUCGACCACGAGUAUGAUGCUCUCGUCGUUGGUGCUGGUGGUGCCGGUCUGCGAGCUGCUUUCGGUCUCGCUGAGGCUGGCUUCAACACUGCCUGUAUCUCCAAGCUUUUCCCUACUCGAUCUCACACCGUCGCCGCCCAGGGUGGUAUCAACGCUGCCCUAGGUAACAUGCACGAGGACGACUGGCGAUGGCACAUGUACGAUACCGUCAAGGGUUCCGAUUGGCUGGGUGACCAGGAUGCUAUUCACUACAUGACCCGAGAGGCUCCUGCUUCCAUUAUCGAGCUUGAGAACUACGGCUGCCCCUUCUCGCGAACUGAGGAUGGCAAGAUUUACCAGCGAGCUUUCGGUGGUCAAUCCAAGCAGUACGGAAAGGGUGGACAGGCUUACCGAUGCUGCGCUGCUGCUGACCGAACCGGCCACGCCCUUCUUCACACUCUCUACGGACAGUCUCUCCGACACAAGACCAACUACUUCAUCGAGUACUUCGCCCUCGACCUGAUUAUGCAGGAUGGUGAGUGCCGAGGUGUCCUUGCCUACAACCAGGAGGACGGCACCCUGCACCGAUUCCUCGCCAACCACACUGUUCUCGCUACUGGUGGAUACGGCCGAGCCUACUUCUCUUGCACAUCUGCCCACACCUGUACCGGUGACGGUAUGGCCAUGGUUGCCCGUGCCGGUCUCCCCAACCAGGAUCUUGAGUUCGUUCAGUUCCACCCUACCGGUAUCUACGGAGCUGGUUGCCUGAUCACUGAGGGUUCUCGUGGUGAGGGUGGUUACCUCCUCAACUCUGAGGGUGAGCGAUUCAUGGAGCGAUAUGCCCCCACCGCCAAGGAUCUUGCCUCUCGUGAUGUCGUUUCUCGAUCCAUGACCAUGGAGAUCCGUGAGGGCCGUGGUGUUGGUGCUGAGAAGGAUCACAUCUACCUCCAGCUCAGCCAUCUGCCCGCUGAGAUUCUUGCUGAGCGUCUGCCCGGUAUCUCUGAGACCGCUGGUAUCUUCGCUGGUGUUGAUGUCCGCAAGCAGCCCAUUCCCGUUCUUCCUACCGUCCACUACAACAUGGGUGGUAUUCCUACACGAUACACUGGUGAGGUUCUUACCGUUGACGAAAAGGGUGAGGACAAGGUUGUCCCUGGUCUGUACGCUUGUGGUGAGGCCGCUUGUGUGUCUGUCCACGGUGCUAACCGUCUGGGUGCCAACUCUCUUCUCGAUCUUGUUGUCUUCGGCCGUGCCGUUUCGCACACCAUUCGUGACAAGUUCAACCCCGGUGACGCCCUGAAGCCCGUUGCCGCUGAUGCUGCUUCCGACCACAUCGAGGUCCUCGACAAGGUCCGAACUGCUGAUGGUCCUAAGAGCACCGCUGAGAUCCGACUUGCCAUGCAGAAGGCUAUGCAGACUGAUGUCAGCGUUUUCCGAACCCAGGAGAGUUUGGACGAGGGUGUUCGCAAGAUGAAGGAGAUUGAUGGCAUGUACAGCCAGGUUGGCAUGAAGGAUCGCAGCAUGAUCUGGAACUCUGAUCUCGUUGAGACUCUCGAGCUCCGCAACUUGCUCACCUGCGCUAUCCAAACUGCCACCUCUGCCGCCAACCGAAAGGAGUCUCGUGGUGCUCACGCCCGCGAGGAUUUCCCCGAGCGAGAUGACGAGAACUGGAUGAAGCACACUCUUUCUUUCCAGAAGGAGCCUCACGGCAAGGUCGACCUGGCCUACCGAAAGGUCAUCGCCAACACCCUGGACGAGGCCGAGUGCAAGCCCGUGCCACCCUUCAAGCACCCGUCAAAUGUUGGUCUAAUUCAUGAAAGCUACAAGCUCGACCCAACAUCAAAGUUCUUAGGGGCACUGCACAUAAGUAAUUCAAUGAUCGAUGGGCAGAAUAACUUCGCAUCUCAGCAGCCAAACCCAACUGUCGUCCUAAGCUCAUCACCAAUCACCUUCAGGCCCUCCCUAUCCAAUAUGUGCCGUCAAGUCACCCGCGUUGCCUCGUGCUGGCUCUGUAAAUCGAGACUCGAACCUUUUGGCCGAUUCUUCCCUUGCGGUACCGUUAUCACUGCAGGGAAAAAGGGCUGCGACAUUCUGGAGCUAAAGGAAAACGUCGGCCCUGGGGAUUUGCUAUGCCAUGUGUGCCUUAAGAUUACUGAUGGGAAGAACAAGCUCAACAGGAAGCAGACUCUACCCGAGUCCCCCCAGGCGGCGGGAAGAUGUGAGUUGGCAGUGAUGGGGUAG